UGGCUGGACGUCACUCUGGACUGAUCCGGAGAGCCUCAGUUAUUUGAGUGUGAAGUUACCAAAUGUUUUGUGAUUACAUAACCUAAACACAGUGCCAAAAUUUAAAGGAUUUGUUCUAUUGACAAAUAAAGAAGCCCUGGAGAUUCCAAAUGAGGCAAAUCAACCCAAAUCAAUGGCGUAUCUAGAAGCACCAGCAUCACUCAAACCGCCAUCAAAACUGACGAAAUCCAACCCUUUUCAUAUUAAGAGACCAAUGAACGCCUUCAUGGUCUGGUCGCGACUCCAAAGGAAAAAGAUCUCUAUGAUGAACCCGAAGCUGCACAAUUCAGAGAUAUCGAAGAGGCUGGGUCUUGAAUGGAAGAAUCUUAACGAGUCCGAGAAGAGGCCCUUCAUAGAUGAAGCGAAGAGGCUGCGAAUAAAACACAUGCAAGACUACCCCGACUACAAAUACCGUCCAAGAAGGAAGAACAGACUUGACACGACCACGUUCUCGAGCACAACCGUCUACUCUACAAGAGACACGUUCUUGGAAGUGGAACCGAGACCAGAUCCGAGCUACCAGAUCCCUUUGAGCUACUCUGACCAAUUGAUGUACAAUAAUAUGAUUAGUUACUCAGUUCCGACGAUCUCUCAGGCUACGUAUGCGCCACCAGUUAGAGCUAAGGAGGAGGUUUUGCCAAGUCUUGAUCUUCGGCCUCUACCGUCCAUUGAAAGCAUCUCCCCUCGCCCGUUUGCUGUCGUCAACCAACAGAUGAUGGUGAAGGCGUACCAGGAUCUGCACUAUGUCCCCGGUGACGUCGCCAGGAUCUCCUACCACUACCCAUUUGGAGUCCAGUAGAUGAAAGAAACACAAACACGAUUGCUAUCUAGUGUAAAGUAGAAUUAUCUAUCAAAUCAAAGGCCAAGCUUUUACGUGAUUAAUGAAAUAUGAAUGUAGUGAUUGAAUGUGGUCUCGUUGAUUAAAUCAAAAGUGAAAUAAAUAAUACUGGUAGUGAGUAG
Messenger RNA from Ostrinia nubilalis (European corn borer), 999 nucleotides. It is a transcript of the gene SoxB3, whose product is annotated as transcription factor sox-3-like. The transcript has a single exon. The coding region runs from base 173 to 838 and encodes 221 amino acids. Gene Ontology annotation, molecular function: DNA-binding transcription factor activity, RNA polymerase II-specific; RNA polymerase II cis-regulatory region sequence-specific DNA binding. The record is from RefSeq and is a predicted model, not a curated record. Gene Ontology annotation, biological process: cell differentiation; anatomical structure morphogenesis; regulation of DNA-templated transcription. Lineage: Eukaryota; Metazoa; Arthropoda; Insecta; Lepidoptera; Crambidae.